UUUAGUUUUAGAACAGCAUUUAUUUGGCUUACCCGGUGGUGAGCAUUUAUUUGAAUUGGCUGCUUAGAUGUAGGCUAAUAAUUAUAGGAAAAAAUAAAACAAAGCUUUGCGAAAUGGCCAGCUUUGUACCCGGACAGAGUGAAGGGUUGUUUCAUGAGCUUAUAGAAGAUCUUCAUAAUGGGGGCGUACUGCACGUCAUGGGAGAAGAUCACAGGAAUUUGGUGGCUUGGUCUCAUUCCCAUGCCAGCAUAUGUCAACACAUGCCAUGCCAAGGGGAAGGAUACAUCGCAGAGGAGUCCAACACAUUUGUGCUUCCAUGGAUCUGCAGUGCGGGGCACGCAUACAACUGGCCAUUGUCGUCACUCUCAGACAGAGUGGCAGAGAUCAAGCAGAACAUGAGCAGGAGGAGGAGGAAGAGGGGGCACCUCAAAGAAGAGGAUGAGGAGCAAGGGGCCGAAGAAGAGGGGCCCACUGCUGCUAUGCGUGGCACUCAAGAGGACGACAAGGCCGACUCAGAUGACAGCCUUGUCACUCAUCUGUCAGAGGAGCACAGAGAGACCCCUGUUCCAGAGCAGACCAAGCGGAAACGCCAGAGGAAGAAGGCGCAGACCACCAACGCCAAUGGGCCACAGGAAGGGGCCGCCUUCCCCUCCCCCAGCGCCGCCAGAGGCCGUGCCUCCUGGGGUGCCAGUCUGCCCAAAGUCACCAAGCUGUCGGAGGCCCUCCCCCUGGAGAGGGAUUUCAUGGACGAUAACGCCACGGAGUUGCCUCGCAGCAUGCACGUGGAGGAUCUGUGCUCCGGAAAUGACACGGACAGCGCCGCAGAGGACGAGCCCAUGAGGGCGUCUCAGCAGACCGGGGCAGGAGACGCUCAGCCCACCGGCGCGUCGUGGAGCCAGGGUCAGAGGUUGCAGCCGAGGGAGGCGAUGGAGGUGAUGGAGGCGCGCCCCAUAAGCCCCAUUGAGCCCAGACGAUCCCCCCGCAUGGGCCCCUCCACCAACGCAGCACCAGAGGACAGGAACAGCAGGAGCACCGCCACACCUGCCAAAAAGAAGCCUGCAGAGAAGCUAAAGGGAGCCCUGGGAGGCCUGAGCAACGUCCUGUCCUUGACGGUGUGGCUGAGGUCGACCCCUCGCAGCGAAGGCCGUCCGCUGGGCUGUCUGUCCCUGGGGGAGCUGGACGCCGUCGUCACCUCCUACAUCCAGUACAUGUGGGACACCGGCAAGAGCCAGCUCACACACGUCACGCUCUCAUGCUACGUGCGCAGCGUCGACCGAAUCCUUAGGGGCCAGGGCUGUUUCUACUGCGUGAUGCGCUCGCCCGAGCUGCCGGCGUCCCAUAAGCUGGUGCAGCAGUACCUGCAUCAGCUGUACGAGCGCGAGAUGGAGCACUACGGGGCGGUCAUCUGCAGCGUGACGGACGGCGAGGAGGAGGAGCUGCGGCGGCUGGGCGUGCUGGGACGCUCCUCCCCCGACGCCCUGCUGCACCUGGUGCUCUACAACAACCUGCGCGCCUUCGGGCCCAAGCACCUGUACCGCAUGUGGCCCGUGCCCGCCGGACAGUUCCGCCCGCUGUGGCUCAAGCCGCCGCCGCCGUCGCCGCCGCGGCCCGGAACGUCGGCGGCGGCCCCCAGGCCCCUGCCUGACUGCCUGGAGUGGACGGACCCCGGUAACCCUGGCAACCCCAACCCGGCGCCGCCCCAGCGCAUGCAGGCCCGACCCGAGGAGCCGGCAAGGUGCCCCCUGCGGGACUUCAUCAUCUACUACAAGAAGCACGUGACCGGCAUGAUCAGCGACCACGACGCCUUCUACUCCAACGUGCGCGCCGGCGCCGCCACCAACAGCCAGGAGUGGUACAGCCGCUCCCCGCUCUCCAGCAAGAGCCUGGACAAGAUGCUGCAGGCCAUGGCCCACCGCGUGGAGGCCAUACGCAUCAGCGGCAUGGUGCCGCCAGUCUAGCACCGGCACCGGACCGGUGCCCAGCCCACCACAGCCCAGGCCCAGGGCGUUAACCACACACGUGGCAGCGUAGGUCUGGGCCGGACGUAGCCCGCAUGUUCCACUUACAGUUGGCCCUCAUAGCACAGUGAGUUUAGAUAUAAUGAAUGAGUAAUAAUUACGGCCUAUUAUUGGGCCACUUCUACUUUGGCCAGAAUUGUAACUGCUGUUUAGCACUUGGUACUAAAUUGUUCACACUAUGUCAGUCAACUAUAAUUGAAAACGCGUGGGCCACCUCUGAGCCAGAACGGCUUUGUGAUGUGGGUAUGAUUUUUUUAAAUUUCCUAAUUACACAUGAGACACUGAAACAAAGAAAGAGAUACAUUUUAAUAAUAUAUUUUGGAAAGUAUACAAUUAGUUUUUAAAAAAAAAAGCUAAAUGAAGAAGAAUAAUACAUGGCAGAUGUGUGGCAGAUGUUGGUGAUUAAAAAAGAGAGAGAUGAACUGCCGA
Molecule: messenger RNA, 2447 nt
Organism: Engraulis encrasicolus (European anchovy)
Lineage: Eukaryota; Metazoa; Chordata; Actinopteri; Clupeiformes; Engraulidae
Exons: 4
Coding region: 114-1958 (614 amino acids)
Source: RefSeq, a predicted model, not a curated record